This is a messenger RNA of Lineus longissimus, 9885 nucleotides long. Its product is annotated as adhesion G protein-coupled receptor A3-like. The transcript has 17 exons. Lineage: Eukaryota; Metazoa; Nemertea; Pilidiophora; Heteronemertea; Lineidae. Gene Ontology annotation, cellular component: plasma membrane. Gene Ontology annotation, biological process: cell surface receptor signaling pathway; G protein-coupled receptor signaling pathway. Gene Ontology annotation, molecular function: protein binding; G protein-coupled receptor activity. The record is from RefSeq and is a predicted model, not a curated record. The coding region runs from base 183 to 4991 and encodes 1602 amino acids.
AUUGAUGUUUGGAUUACGCUCUGAAAUUUGUACGUUUUCUCGAAAAUUGUUGAUAGAAUCAUCGAAUCUCUGGAAUUAUUAGAAAGAUAUCGUACAUGUACAUGGUUGUCAACCCAUGACGCCGCCCUCACCAGAAUGCAACAAUUGGUGGCCCUAUCACAACGACCCCUAGAGGCGUUAGCAUGAACUACUUAUUCGUAUUUCUGUGGAUAUCGACAUGUAUCGCCGUGGCUUGUGCUUGUCCCCCACGAUGCACCUGUACUACGAUGAGGUCACGUGAGUCGCCCAUCUCACAGGGGCGUAAGGUGGUGUGUGCAGGCAUGCCCAAUGCCCAGUUUCGGUCCCUUGAGGAGAUACGCUUGACCAGUCUUCCUUUGGAUACGUUGCAACUGUCUCUCAAGGGUAACCAGCUGACCAUCAUCAAGCACGGAGCUUUCAAGGGUCUCAACGCGUUGCAAAAACUGGACCUCAGCAAAAACAAGAUCGCCGUGAUUGAACCUGGAGCAUUUCUCGGACUCGACAACCUCGAGCGACUGGAUCUCUCCGAGAAUGCCCUUGGUAAUAUCAAUGCCAGCAUGUUCACUGGCCUCGGGAAGGUCACCAGAGUGUCGCUGUCCAAGAACCAGCUGAAGACAAUUGCAGAAGGAUCCUUCCAGGAGUUGGCAUCUCUCAAGAAGAUAGACUUUCAGUCCAAUCUCCUCAUGUGUGACUGUCACAUUCAGUGGAUUAUCAAGUGGUCCAAGUCGAAUGUGAGAAUCUCAGACAACACCAAGUGUGCAUUCCCAAGAGACCUGGCAAAGCGUCCACUCCGCUCCAUGAAGAGGAAGGAUCUCCACUGCAACUGGCCUAUUGAGCUUCCCCUGUUUGUCAUCAACCCCUCCAAGAGUCAGGUCGUGUUCCAAGGGGACGAACUCCCGUUUGAAUGUCGGGCGUCUGCCAUUAAUGCCAAAACAGACGUCGUCUGGUUCCGCGAGGGAAAGAAGGUCGAGACGAACCAGUCUGCUGGCAUCAUGGUGUCGACGAGACCGUCGGAUAACAACAAGGUCAUCAUGAAUCGUUUGACGCUGCGGAACUUGGAGGUCAAGAACUCCGGGAUAUGGAUGUGCCAAGUUCAAACGCCGCAAGGGAACGCGUCGAAAACCGUCAACAUUGUUGUGAUUUCCGACAACACUUUGCAUUGUCCGCGGACGGAGGUCCAGACAAAUCGGGGUUGGUUCAAGUGGCCUAAGACCGUCUCGGGCGUGUCCAUCGAACAUGUGUGCGAAACUGGCAGGUCGGCGAGUUAUCACGGAAAGGCGGUGCCCAAGGCGUACUAUACGUGUAGCGCGGCCGGGAAGUGGGAGAACCUGGACACGAUGCAGUGUCAGUACAUGAUGGAAAUGACACGGGUCUUGGAGCAGUAUAGCAUGCUUCAACUGAACCAUUCCAACGUGUAUGGGAAGGCAGUUGGUCUGCGGCAGUAUAUCGGGAAUGGUUACAGCCUCCAGGACAAGCUCGAUGUCGUAUAUAUUUCGGAUAUCAUUGGCAAGCUGAGUGUAUUCGUCUCGACAAAUCAGGAGCUCGUCGAUGUGAUGUUGGACGUGAUCAGUGUUGUGAUGGAGCUGCCCGAUAGUCUGCUGAUGGACGCGCAGAAAACACACCAGGCUUGCUCCAGAAUGAUCCAAGUGAUCGAACACAUCCCCAACAUCUUACUGGACAGCAAGAAGUACUCGAGCCACUAUUCCAAGGGCGUGGCAUUCGAGGCAUUCAAGAUCCGGCCUGAGAGUUUUAGCGGCAUGACGUGCUCCGUCCAAUCAAAUCCACCCAAGAAACUGAACGAGAGCAACUUUCGAUGCCAUGAUCUCGAUGAUAAAGCUAUUUUUGAUGAAAAGAAUCCGCGAGCGUCUAUAACUCUUCCCAGUCCGUUACUGAAGAACAUGCGUGGACUCUAUGGCAUAACCGGACCGAGUUUUAAAGUCCAGUUUGUCGUCUACAAGAAUGCCAAGCUGUUUCCGAUUGUGUCCUCUAGUGUCGGAUCGGAGUACGAAGCACGAUUGGCCGUCAUGACAAAUAUCAUUUCUAGCAAGAUUUCUGAAGCACCCGUUGAGAAUCUGACCACACCUAUCAUCAUCAGACUUCAGUCAGCUCAAUCAUCGUCCAAAUUCUGGCCUGUCUAUUGGGACUUUAACGCCAACAAUGGCAUCGGCGGUUGGAUAACAAACGGCUGUAAGAUCAUCCGCCAGGAGGGCAAUCAGACAGAGAUGCGCUGUUCACAUCUGACCAACUUCGGCGUGAUGCAGGUUCGCGGUCCAAUCCCGCUGGAGCUUUUCAUCAUGGAACCAGUCGUGUACGCCGGUAGCCUGGUGUGUGUCCUUUGUAUGAUGACAACCAUUGCGUCAUACUGCAUGUGUCAUAGAAAUAUUAUCGUCACAAAGAAGCUGAAACACUCCGUGGUGAACAUCUGCCUUAGUAUCCUCAUCCUUAUCAUGGUGUUCACGAUGGGCGUGCUACGCACCGACCAUCUCCUUGCGUGUCAGAUCAUCGGAAUCAUCAUCCAUUACUUCUCCAUCUCAGCGAUAUUUUGGAUUACGAUUACUACCAGCAAUAUGUAUAAAAAGAUCGCCAAGGCACAGCGCCCUCCGCCGCCCCCUGAAGAUUUCCUCGAGCCAAUCCCGCCGCGGCCGAUGAUACGCUUCUAUCUCCUCGGCUACGGUGUCACGUUAAUCAUCUGCGGAAUCACGGCAGCCGUCAAUAUGAAACAUUACGCCGGACGAGAUUAUUGUUUUCUGUCCGCGGAGCUGAGCAUGGGUGCCUUAGUCGGGCCGGUUGGGGUGCUACUGCUGACCAAUAUAGUGCUAUUCAUAUGUAUAGGGUGCGCCCUGAAGGGAACAAACAAUGGGUCGCUCGAGUCAACCGAUACUGACGAUAUUGAACUCACAGAGGGGGCCACUUGUGCGCAAACGAACGCAACCAAUGACUCGGCGUCGACCACGACGAUCGUCGAUAAGGAGCAUCGGGCGAUAAGUCAGAUGCGGGCGCUGAUUAUUUUGAUAUUUUUGUAUAUAUUCAUGUGGACUACUGGUGCUCUCUUGAUUGCAAAACCAUUCAAGUUCGCGUGGAUUUUGCCGUACCAGGAGAUGAUAUUUAGUUACUUGUACGGUUUCGCCAGUGCCGCGCUGGGGAUAUUCAUUCUUGUGUUUUACUGCUUGUCGCGGCGUGACGCGCGGACAAGUUGGAAUCGGUUCUUAUGCUGUGAGCCGCAGCAGCGGAUGUACGACAUACAAGUCCCGGCGCAACCGGCGAUGCAACCGAUCGCCCAUAUGCCAAAGCCGAAGCAGAAGAUGCCACAGGCGAACGGUCAUGUGACUCAGGAAACGGUUAUCAGCGGUCACGAGUCAGGAUCCGUGACUGAUAAGUCGAUGCAAUCUGGGACUCAUAACGGUGGGCUAAACGGUACCUUACCGCACCGCAAUGGCGGCCCUAAACAAAACAAGUCAAAUGCUAAUCUAGUCGCAUCUCAAACUGUUACAUAUACGGAGCCAUCUGUUGUCAGUGUUCACCAGGUGGCACCCAGUCACCAUCAGUCAGGUCCGGUCCAUCACCAAUCAGGGAACGUUCACCAACCGCAGGAGUUACCCGUCUCCGUCUUUUAUAAUCCACGCCAAAACGUCAUCGCCAACAAAUUCUGGGAACGCAAGCGGCGCCACCAGGUCCGCCGUGAUCACCUGCAACAUAUAAACAGUAAAGAGGCAAAAACGGACCAGAGUCAGAGCUCGCUUGAUAAGUGUUUAACCGCGGCAAUGGAGUCGAAUAAACGCCACAGUAAUGGUACAAACAGCGACAUCUGUAGCGUGGAGAUUCAGAGUUAUUUCACUGACAGUAUCGGGCGGAAGGCUUCCUAUAAGCCAGGAUUGUCGAAUAUAUCCGGUUCGGCGUCGUCCGUGCCCAUGGACCGGAACCAGAUGAUUCCAGUCGGUGCACAGCAGCCGCCUCAGUGUAGCUCUCCGACUGAGAGGAAUAAGACUCCCUCCGGGCAUACGUUACCGCCCACCCCUCAUAAUCAAACCUCACCUGGAUGUCCUGAAUGUCAUGAUUCAUCACCAGGGGGCUCUCUGACAUUUCCACCUCCGCCGCCACCAAUAGCAUUAGUGACACCGCUAAGCGGUGGGUUAAAAAUGCAAGGGCCACCGGCCCCUCAGAUCUGUUGUGGUCCGGAAUGUGUCACAAUUAUGACGUCAUUUUCAAAAGUUUGUGACGAAUGUGCUAUGAAACAGCAAAAGCAGGGUAAUGAACUUCCUCUCAUCGAGAACUUGCAGCCCAAACGUCACUGGAUGCAACCUCAUUCUAAAUCUCGUCCCCAUUCGUCGGGAUCCGACGGCCAUAAAAAUAAAUCUCACGAAUCGGUCACGGACGACGAUUGUCAUCGGACUAAAUUUCAUUCGCUUGAUAAUGAUAAAGAUGGCCACAGAAAUCGUGACAGUUUCUUGGAGCAGAUUGAGCAGCGCAUACCGCCGCGCCGCCGACCCUUAUCUCCGGCCAAAUCAGACACUACGCACUCGCACAUGGCCGAUUCGGACAGUCAGGUGGAUCGCCGUCACAAGCACCGACAUCAUCGGCAUCGCCAUGGCGACCAUCGUCACCGGCGACGCAGCGGAUUGUCGAAGCAGAGUUCGUGGGAGGACGAGUUUAAAGAUCGGCCACGGAAACACCAUGCGUAUGCGCAUGUCCCGCAGGAGCACCGGGAUAAAUCAAUCCCGACCGGAAAGCCGCCAUACAUGGUGGAAAGUGGCAGUCGCUCAUCGUCAAAUUUCCCGCGCUCCGUCUCGGCCUAUGAGCAGAUGGCGAAUGGGUUGUUGGAAAAUAUGGAUAACUCGUCAUCGAGUUCGGAGGACGAUCAGGGGAUGUGGUUGCCAAAGCGAGAUAAGAGACGAUGCAAAAAGGUCGAAGCAAGUUUGUUAGCGAACAAGAAGCCGAUUGCACCCACAGGAAACAGCAUAAACACUACCGUCUAGAGAUUGCACUAUAUGUCGCACCGUAUAUGCACAUGACGCCCCUCCACACCCUCGGGAUGCGGUGUCACGCAAAUGGCGCAAACUUUCAAAGACUUUGCGGCGUCAUCGUGAAGUAAUACUGUGUCACGGAUUUUCCACAAACAUUGAAUUUGCUGCAGUUGUGAGAUGUCCUCGCAAUUGACUGCUCAUACGCAAACCAGAGAUUUUUGUUGAUGCAACCUGUGAUAAUUAUCGUUGCAUUGACAGACAAACGAUUGCUUGUCUGUGUUAAAAAACUGGUCAUCACAUGUCGCAGCAAUGACUGAUGAUUGAUGCAGGCAACCACUGCAAAAUUGGAUGCUUUUGUUUGAUGCGAUAAUUUUUGCAGGUUGCAGUGAGAAAGCUUCUUGUUUGCGGAUACUUUAAAGUGAUCUUCUCCUAAUUUGCAAAUGAGCGUUUAGAAAAACUCACUAUUUUCUGUACAUAACUGCUGUCAUGGAUGCACGAAGCACUAUCAUGGCAGAGUUGUAAGAAAGGGAGUCUUUCGUUUUUUGAUUACAACUUUUUUGGCAACCCAAUGUGGUCUUGUUGGAAAGACUUGAAUUCAAUAAGUGGGGAAAGAUCGCCCAGUGCCUUUUUGUGGGUUGAGGAUUAACCACGCCUCAAUCCUGCAGAAAAAAUUAUCAUAUCACCUCAUCCAAUUAUUCUGAUUGGACACGCUGGGCAUAGAACCUUGUAAACGAUAUGAGUGGUUGGAUUUUGACAUUGGACCGAAUGCCUUCAGUUCAUACCUCUCGUGAAUGAUGAUUUCAAGGUGAUAUUCGUGUUUCUCUGCAGAAUUGUGGACAUGGAACUGGUUAAUGCUCAGCCCACAUUUUGUUCGGCCAAAGGAAAUGGCUUUCUAAAUAUUUCUUGUAUUAUGGGUUGGCCACCACCAUUUUGGGUAGAACUUGAAAUCCUAAAGCAAUUAGAACUCCUUCAAACUGGAGUAAAUGCCAAUGUUAAGGGUGGGAAUCGGUUCUUUCUUUAUCGGAGAACAGACUCCCUGGUUUGAGAUGGACUUUCACUUCAUUUUGAGAAAAUUCUAUUUCAAGUUCAAGCAAAAUGGUGAUGCCUAUGGCCAACCCUUAAAUGAACUUGCUAACAUUUGUAUGUAUUUUAUUGACAAUUUUGCAGUGUUCACCGUGAAAACAUUUCUAGCAGGGCGGAAACCGUUGCGUAUUUUGUCAUUCGAAAGAGAUUUGGCAUUUGGCAAGUCCGUAACAAAGACAAUGGGGGGGGGGGGGUUAUUUUGAUAUUGUUUUCUCCAGUAACCUGAAGAUCUGGGCUUGGGUCCGGGUCUGUGAUGACCAAAACAAAUGUCUUAGGAAGAAACCCAUACAAAUUUACGCCACUGAAAUAUGACCAAUUAUUUAUACUUUUCCUAGCCUGCUUUAAAUUGCCACGGAGAAUGCUCACUGGUUUGCAUUUCUUAUGGGAUUCCUGGCCGAAGUUUUCGAUGGUCAGAGGAUUGCAUAAUAUUUACAACAAUCACCUCGAUAGUAUUGACAAUCUUGGAGCGAAUGUCGUCAAAUGAUCGCGUGCAGGGUAUCCAUGAUUUUGUGUUCCGCAUUGAGAUUAGGCCUAUGGCUGCGACAUGCGAUAUUUAUCGCUGAGACGUGUGGGUGCUCGGCCAACAGGGUAGGGGCAAAGGCAAAUACGCAACUGAAAUAACCAUGUAGUGCUCCCUAUUGUCAAUUUUGCCAGAUGUUAGUAUAGGCUUAUGUAAUAAGGUUACCGCUUCCUAGAGAAAUGUAUCUAAAAAUCUCUUUUCUAUGCAAUGAUUUCAUUAUGCUCCUCUUGUAGUGCAAGUUGCAUGCAAGUUGCUACUUACAACUAGUACUUCGAGUGACAUGCAUUUUGUCAAUGCAUUUCUUGCCCUUUCUGAAUCAAUGCUUGACCACAGUGCCAGCCGUAGCAUUGCAACACAAAAAUUUGGCAAAUUGGCUCAUUUUCAUCUGGCGAAAGACUGAAUAUCGAGUUUGUUGCCAAAAUUCAAUGAUAAGUGCAUCUUCACGCUUUUAAAGUUUGCAUUUUAUGCUGCUUUUGCGAAAAAUAAAACUUGCGAAAAAUUUCACGAUUUGCGGUAACCUCUCUCCCACGACGCAUCAGUUAUUGAGAGACGUCACGUACAAUACGAACUUGUAGGCACAUUCAACCUUUGAGGAGAGUAAAAUGGAAAAAAUGUCAUCGGCCUUUCUUUAUGGACUAUUUGUUGUAGGCAGGGCUACAGUUUGUUGGAGAUAUGUGGCUUGUAAUCUGUGGGUACAGCAAGCCUUGCUUAAAAUAAUCUUGCCUGUUGCAUGCUAUAAAAGGUCUUGUCCGAGGCAGGCUUCAUUCGUGUCUAUUUAUUGUUUUAAAAGAAAUAUUAAAGUAUUUCAGCACAAAUUUGAAAAAUUUGCCAACUACAUGUGUAUCAUGUCUGAUUUUUUAUCGGGAUUUUGAUUCUCUCUAUACAAUAUAGAGGGCUCUCUUUUAAAUAUGUAAAUUUCGAGUGCAAAUUAUGAUAAUGUAUGUAGAUGAGAGUAGUGCAUGGACUAUUUAUAUGAUAAGUAACUUAUGUGUGUAAUUUUAAAGGGUGGUGCGAAAAAAAUGUCCUGGUUGAUUUCAUUGACUUUAACAAAAACAAAAUGAUAUGAUCAUAUGUAUACAUGUUAUUUUGGAGUUUUGAACGACCCAGUAAAAAGAGAAAACCUAAGGUGGGAAUAUGCUCCCAUUGUUAAAUCUCAGCAGUUUUGGGUACCCCUCGGUAGUUGAUCUUUUGAGCUCGCAUCUGGGUAACAUUGCGGACUGUGUGGCAUUGACUGGGCCUCGAACCCAUGACCUUCUGAUCACAAAUCAGAUGCUCUUUCACUGUGCCACAGCAUUUCCCUCAGAAAUGGACAGAAAUCACAUGUAUUUUUGUGCGCCCUGCAAGUCAGAAAAUAGCUAAAACCUGGUGGUCUGCAUUGUAAUGCCUUUUGUCUCAAAGUAAGGGAAUCAACUCUGACAUUUCUUUCCACACUAUGUACAAAUAAUGUUCUUGUAUGAUUUAUUCUCUAAUUAAGACAUGAAUUAAUUAGCAUGUCUUGAAAUUGAGGAGUUAGAGGAGGAAGUUUUAUACUUUUCAUACAAUUGUUGCAAUAUACUUUAAUAUGUAGUUGUAAAAAUGAAAUUAUCUUUUAGUAUCAAUAAUCAUAAGGAGGUUGAUUCAAUGCCUUCUCCACAAGUGUAUGCACUAAAGUACAGUAGAACCUCCCUUAGCGGACACCUCUCUAUUAAGGACAACCUCUCUAUUAAGCACACUGCAUUUGGUCCCAAAUUGGGGGUUUCACUUUAAUUCGACCUCUGUAAUCAUGACACCUCUCAAUUUAUCCAGCACAUGUCAGUACCAGAGGUGUUCAUAAUAGAGAGGUUCUACUGUAUAUGGUUUUAAGAAAUUGAUUAAAAAUGGCUUAGUUACACUGUACAUAAUUCUUUAGAAUAAUGAAUUAUCCCUAACUUUUCAUGAAAGUUAUCAACACAGUUUGCAAAAUUUGAUUGUGGAGGGGUGGAGGGGGGGAAGAGGUGAAAUUCCCCCAAGUUCGAUAUGUUUUUAAAUGGGGAAGAAAGGGUAGAAUCGGUUUUAUUCUCAAAUUUUAUUUUUUUGCGGAGGUUUAAUCUCACCCAUGUGUUCAUAAAUUUUGGCAUGGUAUGACCCAUUUUAAAUCUUAGAACCCUUUUUUAAUUGGACACCCCUAGGAAAAUAUCUGGUGUUCCACGACAGAUAUCUGUUGAUUUGCAACACCACCAGCGUACCAGACUGUCAUACAACACUGCAUAUGAUAACCACAUGUUGUAACACUGAUAUCAGUGUAACAUUCAAAAACAGUGUUCCCAUUGUUGUCAGAAGACACAUUGUUAGUGUUCCCCUUGCCUGCUUAUGGAGACAUUGCCACAUGGACACUGCAGUGUUAUGAUAUUUGGUUAUCAUAGUGUUCUGCAACUUGACUUGAACAUUUUGUGUUUUGAACAUCAUUUUGGGUAACACUGCUGUCUGGUGUUCCUGGCUUAUCCCUAAUAUACAUUAUUGUUUCUGAAAAUAGAAUGUAUGAACACUGAUAUCAAAUCAUUAAAUGGCUUAUAACUACUUUAUUCAACACUGAUAACCAGUGUUAUCAUUGAUGAUUUAUUUGAAACACUGAUAUUAAGAGUUUUUAGGGUUUAUUCAGAGUUUUGUAACACUGACAAUCAGUGUUGUUUUUGAUAAUAACUUCUGUGCAACACUCACAUCAAGGUGCAUUUUCAGUGUUACUCACCAUCUGGUAACACCAACAAUUAAUAAAGACAAUCUAUUAACUCUUGGUAACACUGCUUUGAUAAUAACCUCCAUUUAACACUGAUAUCACUUGUUUUCAUGGCUUAGUACCAUUAAGUAACACUGCCAAUAUCAGUGUUAUGAAAUAUCAGUGUUAUCAAUUGAUUAGUGUUCCCUUGAUAUCCAGAAGAUUUUAAUCCUGGAUAUAUUGUGUUUUGUGACAAUUGUAAACCGCCAUACAUGUAUGUAGAGAUGAAUUAUACACCUAUUUAACAUGGAAAACAAUUCUUUUUCAUUCUUUUGAGGGUGGCUCUCUUUCGAGGACCUAUGUAGAUAUCUUUGACUCUACAGGGUGGCCCAGAAAACUUUUCCCUUGCACAGUAGAAUUCUAUUGCAUCUCCAUUGUGUGAGGGAAAAGUUUCUUGGGCCACCCUGUAGAUCUGUUAUGUUUUUGGGCCACCCUGUAGAUCUGUUAUGUUUUUGACAUAAAAUAAAAAAAGUGUAGCAUUUUUAUUGAUACACACUGUACAGUGGUGAUGGCUGCCUGUUAAAGGAAAGACUGCAUAGGAAUAAGCGGCUAGUUUUGAUAUUCACGAAAAC